Cygnus olor (mute swan) is the source of this 5792-nucleotide messenger RNA. RefSeq names its product MINDY family member 4B (gene MINDY4B). The transcript is spliced from 10 exons. Gene Ontology annotation, molecular function: cysteine-type deubiquitinase activity; K48-linked deubiquitinase activity. Gene Ontology annotation, biological process: protein K48-linked deubiquitination. The record is from RefSeq and is a predicted model, not a curated record. NCBI's taxonomy places the organism in Eukaryota, Metazoa, Chordata, Aves, Anseriformes, Anatidae. The coding region runs from base 742 to 1890 and encodes 382 amino acids.
GACCCCACAGCCUCGCUGCCCACCCGCGGUGCCCCGGCCUCCCCCGGCCUCCCCCAGGCGGGGCGGCCAGCCCCUCUCGCUGGGCAUGGCGACGGUGAGCAGGGCUGCUGAGCCGGGCACGGGCCGGCCUUCGUCCCCCUGACACAGGGCCUGGGAGCCUCCUCCAGAGCUGGUCUCGCCGGGCCGAGAGCUGCAGCCUGCGGCUAUCGGUUACAGAAGCACAUCAUCGUAGUUACUUAUUUAUGGGACUUUUAAAGAACACGGCUGUAACACAACCUCAAAACCAACAUACUAUACUUCACGUUAGAUAAUAGGUCCAAUGGCAAGGCACACAAUGUCCCUGCUUCUUGGUGCGUUCCUAGGGAAUAGCCUCAGAACAGAAGGCAGAAAUUCAGGAGAGCAGUAGGAUGUUUUUCUGCUUGCCCACAUGGCUGCUCUCCAGAGCAUCAGUGCUUGGUGCUGGCUGUCCCUGGGCUUUUACCAAGGGGCUUUACCAAAAGCUCGGUGGGUUUUCUGCAGGGGGAAGGCAGAGGGGUCCCCAGUGCCAACCUUGCCACCUGUGACCUCCAAUACAAAACCCAUCACCUGUCACUGUGACACAAACAUGGUAAAAAGCUCAAGAGCUUGAAAAGCCUGGAGAGGGCUGCCGGGCUGAGCACACCUCCGAAAAAGGUCCCAUCCUGAAGAGAUGUGGGCACAGAACUGCCCUUAGGGUCAGCUUCACGGGAUUCCACCUGCUCCAUGAGGAGCCCCCACUCACAAAUCACGUGGAUCAGGGCAAACAACUUGCGUGUUCAGGGAUGUGUGCCUAGUGUUUUUGCUCCGAGGCUGCAGAUCCUGAAGGAGCUGCACCCGGCACCUCUCCAUCCCCAGGGGCUGCGGAAGGUGCUGUUUGGAGACGCGUCCCGUGUCUUCAGCCAUGACUGGGCACAAGCGCACUUCAGGUUUCGUGAGCCACACUCCGACCUGGCCUACGCUCUGGAGGCAGACAAGGGGGGAACGAGAGCCAUUCUGAUGGCUGUACAAGGGAACAUCAUUAAAUAUCUGCUCUUCGUAAGAAACACAGAAUAUACUCACCUGGAAAGAUUGUGCAAAAUAAGCCAAAAGGAGCAAGGAGAGGCCCUGGCUGCAGCCCUGGCAGACAGCCUCUGGGCAGCAGGAGAAGGUCAGGAAGCCAUCGUCUGCCUUACCUCAGCAGCCUCCCACUUCGUCCCUACCGCAGACUACAAAGCAGACAACUUCACUGAACGGAUUCAGCUGUUUAACUUUUUUGAGAAAGCAGCAGCUCAGAAAUUUAUCUUCGACCAUAUAAAUUGUUUCAAAAGCGAAGGAAGUAAGGGACUGAUCCUGUUUUUAUACAGUUUACUUUUCUCUAGGACACUGGAAAGGGUCCAAAAAGAUUUAGGUGGCACGACAGCUCAUCUGUUAGAAUUCAGUUGUGGAAAUGUCAUCUGCACACAGCCACUGCUCCAGGUCGUCCUGGCGGGCAGCGCGUGCCCCAGCCACCGCUGCGAGGUGGGCUUCCUGCGCUGGAGCCGGGGGGAAGCCGGGCACCGCCUGUCCCUGGUUGGAAGCGUGCUGAAAACCCCUAAAUUUCCUAUCUGGCUGUGCAGCAUCAACGGGAUGCACAGCGUCCUCUUCAGCACCAACAGGCUGCUCUUGUCUGACUGGAAGAUGGAGCAUGUUUUUCAUCUGUACUUCUACAACGGGCAGCGAGGGCAGACGAGAACAGCCCACCUCACAGUAGACACUCACUCCCAUCACUGGGAAGAGGGCCGCUGUGCAGACACAAGCAGCCCAGGGAAGAGGUCUCCGUCUCUAGAGAUGGCAAUCAGGACCAGGUGGCCAGGCGCGGCUGUCAGCUGGAACGGGACGGAUCCCUUCUACUGAGGCAUGCCAGCGUCUCCCCCUCCUGCCACAGAGCACUGCGGUCUGAAGGGGAAAGGGCGCUGCCACCAGCAAAACCACGCGCGGACGCCGAGCGGACGCCCUGCUGAGCGGGGCAUCACACCUGCUCUGAAAGCCUGCACCAGUGGUGAGCAAUCACUGGCGAUGACACCUCCUUGCACACGAUUUUUGGGUGGUGGGAUGCAGUCUGCUUCUCACUAAAGUUGGCAGAGGAAAGAAAAGAGCAUGGCAACAUGAUUUCCUUCCAGACAGAGAUGUUAAAAAAAAAAAAAAAAAAAAAGGAAGUGCUGUGAAUGUGCUGAACACAGUGAAAACGAAAACAAUAUUGAGUGUUGACAAUACUGUGUGCAUCAAAUUUAUUUAAUCCAGUGUAGGUAACUAGUUUAUCUGGUUGCAACAAGAAAGGUUUUCUCCCAGCUCUCCCAGCUGUGACGUGUAUGUGGAUCGCUCUCUUCUGCCCUCAGUAGCAGGCAGAGCCCAGACCCGCUGCAGGACUCGUGGGGUCCUGGCACUCUGAGGCAGCCUGGCCGAGGCAGGCAGGGCGCACCGCUGCUCACACGCACUGACUGCUUUCCACUUCCUUUUUCAGACGUUGCCCAAAAAAGAUCUGUUAGUCAUACCAAAAUGUGUGUUGCUAAUGACAACUGUACUGAGAACAAUAAACCUUUCUGCAAGUGAUCCCGAAAUUUAGACUCUUAGCUGACAAAAAAGAAGAGGAAAAAAAAAAGAAAGAGAGAGAGAGGGUCCAUAACGAGCCAGAAGUGCCUCUGGGACGGGAGAGGAGCCUGCUGGUUAGCAAGCUAACGUGGGAUCUGCACUUGUCCUUGCUCCCUUCAUAGAACCAUAGAAACACAGAAUGGCUCAGGUUGGAAGGGAUUAAAGCCCCUUUAGUUCCAACCCCCUGCCAACAGCACCUGGAGCAGUUUGCCAGGGCGAUGAAGCAGAGCCUGCUGCCGCCUUGCUCCCAACACCCCGAGGUGACCGUCGCUGCCUGGCGCAGCCUGCACGCUCCCGCUCCAGAGCUGUUACAGGAACCAGUUGCAGCAGAGAAGGUGCUCGUCUCGUGGUGCUGCGGACAGUACCUCUCGGGGGAAGGACACCUGGGAUCUGCAGAGACCCACGUAUGCCUUGUGGUGGCUCCAGAAGCCCCCAGCCCCAAAUAAACUAAAAAUAAACUAAAGCCAAGGAUAGAAGAAUGGGGUCUUGCUUAAUCUCAUUGGUGAUUUCUAAAUAAAACAAUCGUUAUUAUUAAAGCCAGGAAUGGAAGAAUGGGGGCUUGCUUAACCACAUUAAAAGUAGAUAUUGCUGUGCCUUUGCUUACUACUGUGCAAAUUAACCAAAACAAGGAGUCUCAGGGCCCCUCACAGAGGAUGUUUCCUGACAAAAAUGGGGAACCUGUCUCACAAACCAGCUGAGACUGACCUUGUGGUUUGGACAAGAGCCAAGAAGCAGCUGAGUCUGUACAAAAGCAGGGAGGGGGUCAACUAGCGGUGAUGAAGAGUUAUCAGCCUUCAUCCCCACAACCCCCUGACGACCACCACCAGAAGGCACUGCGCAAGCACAGAUGGGAGGAGUUUAUGGAAACGACUUCUUGGAGCUAAUUUUAAUUCAAAUCGGGGAUAGGUUAUGCAUAUGUAUAGGCGUACUGGGAAACUUCAUGCAUAGGUAACUCUUUACUGCAUAUAACCAAGGCAAGUUGCCGCGUUGGGGUGUGCAGGCCUUUGGGAGCUAUCCCGCAUGCGCCUGCCGUCGAAAUAAACCACAUACCUACUUUAUAACUCAUUUGCUUUGAGCUGUAGAGUUCUUCCACAAAUCAAAACCACAUCAUGUUUUCACUGUGCUCUAGAUGAGAUUUCCAGAGGUUUUCUGCCAAGGAGAUAGUUCAGUUCCUGACCUUGUGAUUUCUUGAGAUAAACUUUCCCCUAAAUCUCUGUAAGAGGUGCCAGGUUUAACGCCUCUCAUCUUUGUGUAAGAAAGGAGGGAGCAGGGAACAGCACAUCCACACAAUCUGCUCUGCCAGACCUCACCACAGCACCAGAGGCUGGCAGCCUUUAAGAGGAAAAACAGCUUUGUGUUUUUUCACUCAGAAAAGAAAACCCCCUGGGUUUAUCCAACUGACAACCACCUUCAGGUCUUCCAAACUGGCUGCUGAACCCAAAGUGCUACACAGGCCAAGGAAGCACACGCACAGCAGCAGGUCACGAAAUUCUCACCUGUGACCUCCUCUGCUCGUGGCGCCCAGCCUCCUGCCCAACGCUUCCCCCUCCCGUAACCUCGACUCCUCAGUCCUCUUUGCUGAUGACAUUUUUCACCUUUGUCCUGUGGUGACCCUCCAGCCUGAUGCGAUUUCUGUAAUUAUCUAAAUGCUCCCAGUGUUUGGACAGGGUUUCCUAAAUACUGCAAGAGUGAUUGGAUUUGAGGUCAUCCACACCUGUAACAAUAUCACGUACAAGGCCACUCUCCGCCUAUGUCCGUGUGUUGCUGAUGCAUACUGAAAACAAAAGCAGCAGCAGGACAGAGAAUCACUCUUUCUUCAUAGACUCUCUUAACUCAUUCUUGUUUUUUUCCCAACUCAUCAGCCACUAAUUUAAUCAAUAAAGAAGCCCUUGUGUCACACCUACAAGUUAACUUCAGAAAUUAAUAAAUAAGAGUACCCUUCAGUAAGCGUUACGGACCAGGAGCUUGGCAUGGUCGAGACAGAAGAGCACAGCCCUGCAGAGAAGCCAGGCACAGGUCGGGCAGGAGGUGGGCUCGGCAGCUCUGCAGCCCAGCCUCGAGGCAGGGCCUCGGGGGCUGCCGGGGGUGCCCAGGGCUUUCUGCAGCCCAGCCCUGAAAGCCCUGGGGAUGGACACGGCACAGCCUCUCAGGGCAGGCCAGGGGCAGCCUGGUGCUCGACUGUCCUAACGGUGGAGAAAAAUCCUUAAAUGUGAACAGGCACCAAUAAUUCAGGAGAAAACAAGAAAACAUAAGUAAAGAUAAAAAAAUAAAAAAAUUUAGAAAAUCAGGUACCACAGGAAACUUAAUGAAAAAUUACCAGAAGAUGGUUGACACACUGGGUAUCAGUCAUCAAAAAUGCACGUGUGAGAUUUUCCACUUCAAACAGAAAGGCAACACAAGCACAGAACCACUCUUCUGGGGACUUCCACCCAUCCCACGCACGCGUAAGUGGUUAUUUACAUCCUCAUACAGGUUUGUUCCAGUCUGGACAGGGUAAGUAUAUAUAUAUAUAUAUAUAUAUACAUACACAUAUGCGCUAUCAUUGCUUCCUUUCAGAAACUACUGAUUUCAGUCAAUCCUGUUCUGGUGUUUUUCCCUUUUGUUUGUUUUCUUGGUUGGGUGUUGUUUUGGUGCUUUUUUUUUUUUUUUUGCUUGUUUUUGGGGGGUGGGGAGCUUGUGGUUUGUUUUUGUGUUUUUUGGGGAGGGCGGGAGGGUGGUCAGAAAAGGACUCAGCAUACCAGGAUGAAGGCUAGAAUCUCAGAACCUAUUAACCUCAGUUCUCUAACUUCAAAAGAAACACUUAUCACCUGUGGCAAAAUUUCUGAAGAUACAGGGAAACUUACUGAAACCUUAUUAACUAUAGCCUUUUUCAGUCAUAUAACUUCAAGAGAAAAUGGUACAAGGUUUGAAAAUAAAGCAUUUCAACUGUGCUAUGCCUGAAUCUAUUCAAUUUCCCCUCCCCUCUCAGCAGUUAGCUAUCAAGAGUAUGGCUUUCUGCUGUGAGCUCAGUUUUAAUCAGAACCAGUUUGUUAAUUCAUUGGUGAAGAUCCUAACUGUAAUUUUAUUCCAAGAUGCCAAAAUACUGUCAUUCUUUGCCUGUGAUUUUUUUUAAACUGUUCAGUGUUAACUCCCAAAUCCUUCCUCAGUGGUGUCUACUUACCUACAUC